Messenger RNA from Schistosoma bovis, 638 nucleotides. NCBI's taxonomy places the organism in Eukaryota, Metazoa, Platyhelminthes, Trematoda, Strigeidida, Schistosomatidae. The record is from the annotation of a GenBank genome assembly.
CUGACUCUGGCAAAUAUUAGAAAUGUCGGAAAGCAUACAAGAAUGUUUGCAUUUGUAUUUGGAGGAUAAAAACGUGACACAUGUCGAAAGAGCAUUCACGUUAUUGAAUUUAGCGUCCAACUCAUGGAAACCUGGGAAGAACUUUGCCUAUACAAGCCAUGAUAUAUUACAUUUGGCUGUAGUUGCUGCUGAGGCAAAGCUAAGCGGUACCGCUAUUUCUGUCAUUAAUGUUUUUGAGAGUGUUUUUGGUGGUAAUAAUGAAUUUUCAGAUCUAGUGUCAUUACUUUUCGCCGAAAUAUUGUUUCAAAAAAGUGAAUUUUCCAUUAGCACGAUAGGUCUGGCUAUGGGUCACGUUGAAAAAUCGAUUUACUUUGCCACUGAGAGUGAUCACCAAAUUAUUAUCAAUAACUUAUUGAUUCUUUUAUACAAGUUUGUACGAAUGAAAGCAACAUUAUUCAAGAGAGCAGAAAUACCUCUAUUUUUAAGGCCGAAGUUAAAGUUGCUGAUGGAUAUGCAUAUUAAAGAUUACUCUUUUAUAUUACGUUUUGGAAUGUGAGAGUUUCAUAUUUUUCAAACUAUACUUGUGUACAUUUUUUGCCCAAGUUUGUUUUCAUUAAUAUAAUCGUUGAUGUAUUUCA